AUGGAUGCAUGCAAGUUAGAUUAUACCGGUUUUGACACUUUUUCCCUUCCUAUCAAACAUUCUUCAUCAUUAACAUCAUUGACUAUUAACAAAUGUUUUUUGGAUGUUGAACUUCUCGAAUCGUUGCUCUUACGAACACCAGCACUUGUUCAUCUUAAAUUAAUAUCUCGAAAUCGUGCAUUCGAUUCUAUAUUUGACGGUUACAAUUGGGAACAAUUCAUUUGCGCUAAGUUACCUAAACUGGAUGAAUUUCAAUUUUUCUUUUCUUUCAUUGAAGAAACGAUGGAUUACUUUGGUAUUCUCAAUUCUAUCAUAACUUCAUUUCAAACUUUAUUUUGGUUGUACGAUCAACAAUGGUUUACUACUAGCGCCUAUGAUUUUCAAUCCAGUACAUUCGAACUUCAAACGACUACAAUUAGAACGGUUGGUCCAACAAAUUCAAUCAAAUUUGCGGUAUCAGCGCUAGAUGGUACAUAUCAUUUCAUUGGACCAACGCAACAAGCUAAUGAAAGUAAUACACUCUUCAAACUAAAUCUGAAAGACAAUCGAAUUGGCCGGAAUGGAGCAGAACAUCUUGCUAAUUUACAGCAAAAUAAUAGCACACUGAAAAGCCUUGAGUUGAGCGGAAAUCCUAGUUAUUUAUGUCUAAUUGUUGAAGCGGCUCAUAAAAUACGACAUAAUCAAGCACCGAGUACAUUCAACCUUGAAAGACUUAAUAUUGAUGACAAAGGAGCACAGUAUCUAGCUGAAGCAUUAAAAACUAAUAAUACACUGAUUUCACUUAUUCUUGCAUAUAAUGACAUGAGUGACGUAGGAAUAGAACUAAUAGCUCAUGCAUUAAGAAAUAAUAUAACGCUUGCGAAUAUCGAGCUACGAGGAAAUCGAAGCAAUCUUUGUAUUGUCGUUGAAAUGGCACAACGAAUAAAAUGUGAUAAAAUACUAACAACAUUAAAUCUUCGACAAAAUCGAAUUGGAGAUAUCGGAGCAGAAUAUCUUGCUAUUCUUCUACGGAAUAAUCCCACACUUAAAGAACUUGAUUUAUCAUUGAAUAGGAUCACAAACCAUGGUGCACAAAAUAUUGCUCUAGGCUUACAACAGAAUAAAGUACUUACUAGAAUGAAUCUUUCUCAAAAUCAAAUUGAAGAUGAUGGAGCACGACAAUUGGUAGAAAUUUUACAUGAUAAUCAAACGUUGAUCAAUUUAGAACUACAUAAUAAUCCAAUUAGAGUUAACUUGAAUUAUCGACGUUUAUUUACUAAAGAAGGUGAUAUUAAUCUGAUCAGGUUAAAUAUUGAACAACGGCGUCAUCGACAUUUACGAGAUUUCUUUACAUCAUUAUUGGAGUUCGGAUGGUGUUCGAUUUUAAGCUUGCUGGCAUUGUCAUUUGUCCUUUCCUGGCUCAUCUUUGCUGGAUUUUGGUUUCUCAUCAUGCAUAUUCAUGGUGACUUUUCUCAUAAUUCAGCAAAUAGUACUUGGAUACCAUGCGUGGCUGGCGUGAGAACAUUAGUAGGAGUCGUUCUUUUUUCAAUUGAAACUCAACAAACGAUCGGCUAUGGUACAAGGUCAGUGACCGAACAAUGUGAAAGUGGUGUUAUUCUUCUAGCAAUUCACACUUGUUUUGGUCUCGUGAUGCAAGCAUUGUGGGCUGGUAUUGACUAUAGUAAGCUGGCUCGACCGAAAAAUCGUCGUCGCACUCUGAUUUGGUCUCGACAAGCUGUCAUUUUUCUUCGUGAUCGAUACUUGACACUUCAGGUUCGAAUUGCUGAUAUUAGACCACGAUCGACUUUAGUUGAGGCUCAUGUUCGAAUGUACUUCAUCGCUGAACGAGUCACGAAUGAGAAAGAAAAGAUUCCAUUGAAUAUACUGGAUAUGAAUGUAGGCUUGGAUACUGGUCGAGAUCGUCUGCUUUUGAUGUGGCCAUUAACUAUCGAACACCGUAUUGAUUUCAAGAGUCCACUCUAG
Molecule: messenger RNA, 1962 nt
Organism: Rotaria sp. Silwood1
Lineage: Eukaryota; Metazoa; Rotifera; Eurotatoria; Philodinida; Philodinidae
Source: the annotation of a GenBank genome assembly